Molecule: messenger RNA, 333 nt
Organism: Colletotrichum navitas
Lineage: Eukaryota; Fungi; Ascomycota; Sordariomycetes; Glomerellales; Glomerellaceae
Exons: 2
Source: RefSeq, a predicted model, not a curated record
GGCAUCAAUUACGCGGAGCAGCCCACCGGUAAGCUCCGCUUCAAUCCAGUACAGUGGCCUUCUGCUUCAUUCAAUGGGACACGGGAAGCCAAGUCCGGUGGGAAAUUUUGUAUUCAGUAUGUCAAGACUGAAUUGGCAUACGGCGAAGACCGUUUGAAUCUCAAUGUUUACAGGCCAUCCGUUGUGAGCCUGGCCAAGAAACUGCUUGUUUUGGUCUAUGAUGGAUCCAUGGACUUCGUCUGUUACGGCCUCGCGAGAGCCUCUUAUCGUUGUGACCUUCAACUACAGAGUGAGUCCACUGCUACACUGGCUAACCUCGCCUGUACUGGUUGA